AUGACCGAUCGUGGUACUCGGUUCUGCGAAACCAACAGAAGCAUGAAACUCUGCCUGGCACUAUGCAUCUUGGCAUCGAGUCUCGUCAUACAGGCCUUGUGGCAGCUCAGCGACAACGGAUCCGCGCCCGACGAAGACGCCCUCGCCUUCGACGACCAGCUGCCGUCCUCGGAAGAUCUCGAAGAGGGAUUCCUGGAGAAAUUCGGCCUCGCGUCCGUCCCUGAUGUCUCGAAGCUAAACACGACUCAGGCGGAAGUGUCCAAGGUGUAUCACGAGUAUUGGUCGUCCCCCGGCGAGAAGAUCCCCAUAGACGAGCCCCGUCUCUGGACCCUGGAGGCAUCUGAAGAAGCUAGAACGAAUUCGGGAGCCGAGGAGGAUGGCCUCAAGCUGACUUUCGAUCUGGAGGAGAAAGCGAAGACGGAGAAGAUGGAUUUGUCGAUCUGGUCGGCUCGUCUGGCGAGCCUGAAACUCAAGGUGGAAUCGGACGGAUGGAACCGAGGAUAUCUGAUCCUCUACGACCAGACGAACUCCACUGGGGAACAUCUGGAGACCAAGCAGGUCGAGGCCAACGCGGAGGGAUUGGACGUCACGGUCCCCGUGUCCCAACACCUGGUGAUGGGACGCGGGAGAAUCGUCUUCUACGUCCGAUGCCACGGCUGUCGGGUGUCGAGCCCGACCCUGGAGAUUCUUCUCGUCUCCGAGGAGCGAUCGAACUGGUGGAGAGGGAACGAGGUGGAGCUCUUGGACUGCCCGGCCGACGGACGGGAUUCCAAGUGCUGCCGGAACGGGAUGACUGUUUCCAUCAAGGACAUCCCCAGGAUGAACUUCGUCCUUCACCCCCUGGAGUUCGAGGCGUUUCGCUGCGAAGGCCACUGCCCUCACGAGCACCGAGCGGCCAGCAACCACGCCAUCCUUCAGAGUUUGGUCCGUCGACAGGACCAGAAGGCCGGUAGGCAUCCCGUCACCCCGGAACCGUGCUGCGCUCCGAAGACCCUCAAGGACCUGGACAUCAUCUACUUGGACGAUGGCAACACCAUCCGAAAAGGGACCUGGAAGGAGGUCAUCGUCCAGGACUGCGCCUGCUCCUGAAGCCCUUUUCUUCGUUUUCAUCGUCAUACGAGUCUCUCCACUUCGGGCCCGAACUCUAUUCGAUGUAACCUCAAUGUCUGAUGUCGGUCGACGUUUGCUGGGAGAAUGUAAAUCCCACACUCGACCGUAUCUGUUGUCGAAAGGAAAGACGAGACUCCAGCCCUCCCCCCCGCCGAGUCCUUUCCCCUUCCCACCUUGCACAAAACUCCCACUGCGGUGAAUCCCGGUCCCAGUCCCGAGCCGUCUUUCCUUUAUUUUCCCGAUCCGCUUUCGUGGAAAAGUAUUCCCAUUCCUUCUCGCUGUCGUGGAUUUCAGUCUAAUACCGCUUCUAUUCUCAAAGAGCUCACUGUUCACCAUUUCUACAAAACGUCUACUACCGAGAACUUGGUCGUUUCGUUCUCAUUCACACGGUGGAAAAAACUCGUAGACCGAACGACUCCGAUUCUCCUAAUUUCUCUCGGUAAUAGACGUUAGCGGCCUGAACGACUCGGGUUCUGUUCCCGCGGGAAUACCAUAAUUCUGGCGGGAGAGGAAGUCCCAAGUCUGCCUCUGGCAUCAGAGUUCCAAUUCUUGGUGGCCUUGUUCCAAGAUUUCUCGUUUAUCUCUACGUGGAUCCCACAUGGUCCCACUAUUGAUGUGAUAUGACUUAACAUGUCCACUUCUGUGCUGUUUCCAUUCGCGGGCACCGAACGGCGAUCGUGGCGAUAUGAGAACGGAUUCAUUUUCAGGCAUGGAG
Darwinula stevensoni is the source of this 1825-nucleotide messenger RNA. The record is from the annotation of a GenBank genome assembly. NCBI's taxonomy places the organism in Eukaryota, Metazoa, Arthropoda, Ostracoda, Podocopida, Darwinulidae.